AUGGCCAGAGAAAGAGCAGCUUUCUUCAGCCCGUUCGAGCAGGAGAUAAUCCUGAAGACUUUUGAGGAGUACAAAGCCAUCAUCACAGCCAAGUGUAACACUGCUGCUGCGGCCAAAUCCCGAGUGGAAGCCUGGCAGAGAAUAGCCGACAGAUUAAAUGCCACCAACCCCAACAACGUAAAGCGCACCUGGCAGCAGGUCAAAAUCAAAUACAAAAACAUUGUACAAUGUGCAAACAGGAAACGGAAACAGAAGUUUGGCGAAGUAUUAGCAGCCGGUUUUUCGCCUGCCGAAGAGGUGGCGCUUUGGCAGAUCAGAGGGCGACCUGUGAUAGACGGCACCAUUUUGGGCCUUUCCUCUGGUGUUAACGUUGGCAGGCCAGUAGCUACAGAGCCAGAAAGCUCCUCAACUCUUAUACAAACGGCGCCCACCAUUCUUGAUUGUGCAGAAGAGCCCAUUGAGGGGACUGAAGCGUACACAAGCCAAGAAGAUCCUGGACCUUCUGGACCCUCGGAACCCGCCGACGCAGAGAGAGACGAGGAUGUGACGGCACUCUAUAAACGUUACCUCAGACAGGAAAUCGCGUACCGGCAACUGAAGAUGAAGAAGCUCCAGAAGGAGAUCCAGUUGCUUGACAAACAGCUGGAUGUGAGUUAG
Neoarius graeffei (lesser salmon catfish) is the source of this 657-nucleotide messenger RNA. RefSeq names its product GT1 domain-containing protein. The coding region runs from base 1 to 657 and encodes 218 amino acids. The record is from RefSeq and is a predicted model, not a curated record. Gene Ontology annotation, cellular component: nucleus. The transcript has 6 exons. Lineage: Eukaryota; Metazoa; Chordata; Actinopteri; Siluriformes; Ariidae.